Molecule: messenger RNA, 1757 nt
Organism: Solanum stenotomum
Lineage: Eukaryota; Viridiplantae; Streptophyta; Magnoliopsida; Solanales; Solanaceae
Product: F-box/kelch-repeat protein At3g23880-like
Exons: 1
Coding region: 106-1269 (387 amino acids)
Molecular function (GO): protein binding
Source: RefSeq, a predicted model, not a curated record
AACUUGCAUUGAGCUCCAAAAAGUUCACUAUCCAAACACUUCCCCAUAUCUUUCUCUUUCUUAUCACCUCUUCCACAUCUCCAAUCUAAAAGUGUUUUUGCUUCAAUGGAAACUCAAAACCAAUUAGCUGAAACAAAAAUUCCUCAAGAAUUGCUUCAAUUUUCAUGUCUACCAGAUGAAAUCAUCAUUGAAAUACUCUUGAGGUUACCAGUAAAAUCUCUCUUGAAAUUCAGGUGUGUUUCAAAAUCUUGGCUUUCUUUACUCUCAACUCCAUAUUUCAUCAAUACCCAGAUCAAAUUUUCUGUUAAAAAAUCCAAAAAUGUGAAUCUUAGACUUGUUAUAGUAGCUUCAGUAUCUGGUUUAAUGGGUAAAAUGUGUUCUGUUUACUCUCUAGAUUGUGAAAAUUCCUCUGUAAAUGUUGAUAAAAUUGAUUACCCAUUAAAAACCCCUUUUAGAUCUGCAAAAUUUUUGGGUUCUUGUAAUGGGUUGAUCUGUUUAACCCCAAUGUCAUUUAAACUUAUGAUAUGGAACCCUGUUACUGGAAAACACAAGGAAUUUCAAGAUUCAUUUGUUCAAUGUGCUGUAAAUUGUUAUAUUAGAUAUGGGUUUGGUUAUGAUCAUGUUAAUGAUGAUUAUAAGAUGGUUAAGAUCUUUAGUUUUCCGCGAAAUGAGGGGAAAUAUGAGAAUAAGGUUAAGAUUUAUAGCUUAAAGGAUGAUUCUUGGAAAAUGGGUGAGGGGUUUGGUAGUGGUUAUGUUAAUGCACAAUCCGGGAUGUGUUUGAAUGGAUAUCUUCAUUGGGAGGUAAGCCAUUGUCGCGAUUCUGGUGGUGGUGGUUCUGGUGCUUGUUCUGAGAUAAUGACUUUGGAUUUGGCUACGGAGACAUAUGGGGUAAUGGCAUUGCCUAGUUGUGGAAAUGGGAGUACUAGUUGGUCGUUGAGUGUUUUAAAUGGAUGUUUAGUUGCUUGUUGCAACUAUGAGCCGGAUAGGACGGAUAUGUGGGUGAUGAAGGAGUAUGGUGUGGAGGAGUCGUGGACUAAGUUGGUUUCUAAUCUCACGGCUCCCUCUGGUCGUUUAGGUUAUGUCUCGCCUUUGUCUGUGUCGGAGAAUGGUGGUGAAGUUUUAGUGAGGCUUGGUACUAAUAUAAGUUUGUACAACGCGAGGAAUGCUUCACAUGAAUCAUUGGACAUUCAUUCAUUGGGUUAUUGUCUUCAAGUACAAGCGAUUACUUACAAUGAGAGUCUAGCUUCGCCUAAUGUUGGUGAUAUGUAAUUAGCUCGGAAAGUUAUGACUUUGAAGAAUAGUGGAAAUGAAAACUUCUAUUGGAUAAUAGUUGCAUGUUGCAACUAUUAUCCGGAUAGGAAGGAUAUAUGGGUGAUGAAGGAGAACGGUGUGAAGAAUAGUCUCUCUUCUACGGUCUCCCUAUGGUCAUAUGGGUUAUGUCUCGUCUUUGUUUGUGUCAAGAGAACGGUGAUGAAGGUUUAGUGAAGGUUGGUACAGAUACAAGUUUUCAUAACACGAGGAACGCUUCAUACAGAUCCUCAGAUACUCAUGCAAGUAGUUACUAACAUCAAGACCCUACCUACGCCUCGUGUUGGUGAUAAGUAAUUUAGCUUACAGCAAAGAAAUUACUCUGCUUGUGUUGUUCUUUCUGGAGAUUUACUAGCUAUGUUGCAUUCCAUGUUGUAUUUUCGCGCUUCGUCUAGUUAAACGAUCGUCACAUGUAAUAUUAAUGUAAAGUUCUUGUUGUUAAAACUACU